AUGUCUUUGCCACAACGCGUAGCGAAUCGCGACCAGCAAAUGCUCGUUAUUGAGCUUCGAGACAUUCCAGAUCGAGAGCUUGUCUCGCGGAUACGAAACAACACACGUCGAUAUGUGAACCUCUUCAGUCAGGUCGUCGAUGAACUCAUGCCUACGCCAACAAAAGACAUCAGCGAGUCUGACGAAGUCAUCGAUGUGAUCCUGCAUCAACGGCGAGAACGCAACGAACAGUUAGAUGCUGCUCAGGACAAAUUUCCCGCCCAUCUCCUGAGGCGAUACAACCUGUAUUUCCAGCCACUACCUUCCGACACACCAAUGGCAGUCAGGGACGUCAAGGGCGUUCAUCUCGGGCGCCUCAUCACUGUCCGGGGCAUAGUAACCCGUGUGUCGGAAGUCAAGCCGCUGCUACUUGUGAACGCAUACACCUGUGACGUCUGUGGAUCGGAGACGUUCCAAGAUAUCUCCAGCAAGUCCUUUCAGCCCAUCGUUGACUGUCAAAACGAGAACGAAUGCAAGAAGAACGGCAUCCAUGGUUCGCUCCACAUGCAGACGCGCGCAUGCCGAUUCAGUCCCUUUCAGGAGGUCAAAAUCCAGGAGAUGGCUGAUCAAGUACCUGUUGGGCACAUUCCUCGUUCCAUGACGGUCCACGUUCACGGAAAUCUUACGCGCAUGAUGAACCCCGGAGACGUCGUUCACCUCGGCGGCAUAUUCCUUCCUGUCCCAUACACCGGCUACCAGGCAGUUCGGGCCGGUCUUCUGACGGACACCUACCUCGAAGUGCAUCACAUUCUCCAACUCAAGAAACAGUACGACGAGAUGGAAAUCACUCCUCAAGUCCAGGCGGAGUUGGAAAAGCUGCGCCAGGAUCCUGAUAUCUACAACAAGCUCGCGCAAAGUAUCGCACCCGAAAUCUACGGUCAUGCGGACGUCAAGAAGGCGCUGCUUCUGCUUCUUGUGGGUGGUGUCACGAAAUCCAUGGGCGACGGCAUGAAGAUUAGGGGAGAUAUCAAUGUCUGUUUGAUGGGCGACCCUGGUGUUGCGAAGUCCCAACUUCUAAAGUACAUCUCGAAAGUCGCCCCUCGUGGUGUCUAUACUACCGGCAAAGGAUCUUCCGGGGUCGGUCUGACCGCUGCGGUCAUGCGUGAUCCCGUCACAGACGAGAUGGUGCUGGAGGGUGGCGCACUUGUCCUUGCGGAUAACGGGAUUUGCUGCAUCGACGAGUUUGAUAAGAUGGAAGAGUCUGACCGAACCGCGAUACACGAGGUAAUGGAACAACAGACCAUUUCGAUAUCGAAGGCCGGCAUUUCAACGACAUUGAACGCGCGUACUUCCAUUCUGGCGGCAGCAAACCCUUUGUACGGACGCUAUAACACCAAAGUCUCUCCAGUGGAGAACAUCAAUCUUCCUGCCGCUCUUCUGUCGCGUUUCGAUCUGCUUUUCCUCAUUUUGGAUAAGCCAUCAAGAGAUGACGAUGAACGCCUUGCGUUCCACGUUACAUACGUUCAUAUGCACUCGUCACACCCGAAGCUCGAGUAUGACCCCAUCAACCCGGUACUAAUGAGGCAUUACAUCGCGCUAGCAAGGCAAAGGCGUCCCACCGUGCCCAACCAGGUUUCGAACUAUGUUGUCGAUUCCUACGUCCGUUUACGCAAGAGCUCGAAGGACGAGGAACAGCAGAAGAAGUUGCAUACCUAUACCUCCGCUCGUACCCUCCUGGGCAUUCUCCGUCUUGCGCAAGCUCUCGCGCGAUUGCGCUUCUCUGAUACCGUUCAUCAUGAGGAUGUCGAUGAGGCGCUACGUCUGAUGGAGGCUAGCAAGGAGAGCCUGGAGGAUGACACCGAACAAGAGCGUGGUCCCGACCAAUCAGUAGUCAGCAAGAUUUACAGGCUGAUCAAGGAUAUGGCUGCAGCGCAGCGUGCGUCAAAGGCACCUCGGGCGAAGAGGCGCAAGACGAAACGAUUCGGAAGGGGCCCUGGAAGAGAAAGAGACUCGGAUGGAGACGAGGACGAGGAGAACGUCGACGAGCUGUCGAUUACCGACAUUCGACAACGGAUCGUGGUUGCAAAAGGGUUCAGGGAAGAUGAUCUAGCCCGCACUAUCGAUCAGUACGAAGAUAUGGAUGUAUGGAUUCGCGUAGCCAACGACACCAAGUUACGUUUCGUAAACGCCUCCUGAAGAACAACGUCCGUGGGUCUGCAAUCCUGUAUUACUAUAUUAUACAUUUUGGUCGUCGCACUGCUAUCCGUGUAUUUACGUUUGUAAUCGUCAUCUUGGUUCAUGC
This is a messenger RNA of Punctularia strigosozonata HHB-11173 SS5, 2281 nucleotides long. RefSeq names its product MCM-domain-containing protein. Gene Ontology annotation, cellular component: nucleus; MCM complex. The record is from RefSeq and is a predicted model, not a curated record. Gene Ontology annotation, biological process: DNA strand elongation involved in DNA replication; double-strand break repair via break-induced replication; DNA replication. Gene Ontology annotation, molecular function: single-stranded DNA helicase activity; ATP binding; single-stranded DNA binding. Bases 1 to 2175 code for a protein of 724 amino acids. NCBI's taxonomy places the organism in Eukaryota, Fungi, Basidiomycota, Agaricomycetes, Corticiales, Punctulariaceae. The transcript is spliced from 8 exons.